This is a messenger RNA of Guyanagaster necrorhizus, 1134 nucleotides long. RefSeq lists its product as uncharacterized. The record is from RefSeq and is a predicted model, not a curated record. Gene Ontology annotation, molecular function: RNA-DNA hybrid ribonuclease activity; DNA helicase activity. Bases 155 to 985 code for a protein of 276 amino acids. Lineage: Eukaryota; Fungi; Basidiomycota; Agaricomycetes; Agaricales; Physalacriaceae. The transcript has 7 exons. Gene Ontology annotation, biological process: telomere maintenance; DNA repair.
ACGUGGUCGAGCAACAUCACAUUUCAACUUGAACCCAAUCUGACUUGUUAGCAUUCGCACUUGUUCUUGUCACCCUUUCGUCGUAAUUCUCCUGCAGUGUUCCUUUAUUUUCUUGCAUCACUUUCGGGGACAACGUCCUUCAAUUUGGAUAACGAUGGUCGCGAAAACCAAGUUCUGGGCUGUUAGGGUUGGUAGGGAAGGGCCAAAGAUCUAUACGUCCUGGGACGAGUGCGAGAAAAAUGUGAGCAGGUACCCAAAAGCGAAGCAAAAAGGCUUUGCUACCAGGACAUUGGCCGAGGAAUACAUUGCGCCUUUUCUCAGAGCAUCGUCGUCGCAGGCAGGUUCCAAAACACGGCUGACUGAACCUGAAAUCAUAUACAUCGACUCUGACUCCGAUUCUGACGUUCAAAUCGUGGAGAAGCCUAAGCCAUCUUCUGCGAAGAAACCUGCAUCUAAACGAAAGCGCCUCCAUAUUGAACUAGAUUUUGACGAUGAUUCGGAUCUCGAGAUUCAGCUCCUAGGCGGGCCGUUCUCCAGCAAAAUGUCCAAAGGUCCUCCUGAACCGAAUGAAGGGCCUUCGACCAUUUGUCUAUCACCGGAGCAACAGCAUGUGAUGAACCUAGUCAAAGAAGGCCGGAGUGUAUUCUUCACAGGUUCCGCAGGCACCGGAAAGUCUGUUCUCCUUCGUGAGAUCAUCAAGGCCCUCCGUGAGAAACCCGGGCAUGUAACAGCUAUAACUGCCAGUACGGGAAUUGCAUCUGUCAACAUAGGCGGCACGACACUGCAUUCCUGGGCCGGUAUUGGGCUUGGUCAAGAUGGAGCAAAGAAAUAUGCUGACAAAUUUAUAUAUCAAAAGAUCUUUGAGACUACCUUAAAACGCUGGCGCACUGUUGACACCCUCAUUAUUGACGAAAUUUCUAUGCUUGAUGGCAAACUAUUUGAUAAACUUGUCGGUGAUGUUCUCAGCUCUCGCGCCGACGUCUGACCUGUAAUUAGGAAUACAUUGGCCGUCGCGUUCGUAAUGCCAUGGAUAUAUCUUUUGGUGGCAUUCAGCUCGUCCUUUCUGGAGAUUUCUGCCAGUUACCGCCAGUUCCGGAUCGUAGGGACGGAAAAAUAAUGCCGGUGACUUUUGCU